This is a messenger RNA of Raphanus sativus (radish), 1182 nucleotides long. RefSeq lists its product as uncharacterized. Gene Ontology annotation, molecular function: 2 iron, 2 sulfur cluster binding; nitrite reductase [NAD(P)H] activity. Bases 86 to 964 code for a protein of 292 amino acids. The record is from RefSeq and is a predicted model, not a curated record. NCBI's taxonomy places the organism in Eukaryota, Viridiplantae, Streptophyta, Magnoliopsida, Brassicales, Brassicaceae. The transcript is spliced from 3 exons.
CCUUAUCCACAUCCCUCUUCCUUGUGUGUGUGGCUUGGACAAAUGCACUUCCUCUAUCCUCUCGAGCUCUCUCUCACUCUCCUCCAUGGCGACCACCGCAUCCACCUCUCUCCCACGUAACUACUCCAUCCCUCCUCCUCCUCCCUCUUUCACCCGCGCCACGUCAUUUCCCAAAUCGUUCCCGCUCUAUACCCGCCCCAACCGCCGGUUCUCUCUCACUUACCGUUUAAACCAAAACUCGAAACAGAGGAGUGUAGGAAUCGUCAGAUGCGAGGCGACGGAGGUCUCUCCUCCUUCUUCUUCUUCUUCUUCUUCGUCCGUUGCUUCCCCGGGAAGAAACUGGGUGCCGGUGGUGCCGUUAUCCGCGCUUCCGAAAGGUGAACGGAGAGUGAUUAUCCAAGACGACGAGACGAUAUUGCUGCUUUGGUAUAAGAACGAUGUCUUCGCGAUUGAGAACCGUUCUCCCGCCGAAGGAGCCUACAGCGAGGGGCUUCUCAACGCUAAGCUCACUCAGGAUGGUUGCAUUGUGUGCCCGGCAACGGAUAGUACAUUUGAUCUCAGAACCGGAGAGAUCAAGGAAUGGUACCCAAAGAACCCGGUUCUCAGAGUCUUGACACCUGCACUGAGAAAGCUGUUUGUGUACCCUGUCAAAUUUGAUGAAGAAAACAUCUACAUCAGCAUUAGAGGCAACGGGAAGAACGAGGCUGCUGCUGAAAUCGUCUUCAGUGGAAAAGCUCAGCCUGGGCUCACAGCAACCAAUGUCAACGUAGACGAGGUGAGGAUGGUGGUGGACGAGGGUUCUCAAGGAUUUGGUUUCUCAAGGAAGAACGAAGUGAUAAAUGGCAAAGCAGCAGUGAUAGGAUUCUUACUGCUGUUAGAUUUUGAGCUAUUGACAGGUAAAGGUCUAUUGAAGGGGACAGGGUUCUUGGACUUCCUUUACUCUGCUUCUGAUGCUUUCAAGUAGAGAUCAAUAUAUCUAUCUUUGGUCUGGUUUUUGCUUUACCUCCCUUGUGCAAUUUGUGGAAGCAUUAUUCAGUAAAUGGAGAAACAAACAACAUACUUUUUAAGUAACAAAAUUCACACCAUGUCUUAGUAUAUGAAUCACAUUUUAUAGAGAUGUCUUGCCUUUGCUUUGUUUGUGUGUUUACCUCUUAAUAUAAGAUAUUCUUUGUUCUUUCCCUC